UAUUAAAAGAAGCGGUAGAGCAGUUUGGCCUAUUACAGAACUAUGGUUCAACUAACAAUGGACCUCAUUGCUAAAAGCGUCAGUCACAAGAAUCGCAAUGAAGAGGACUUUGGACGGUAUCUACGAAAAGUAACUCACCUGAAUUUAUCAGAUAAAAAUAUAGAUGCAAUUGGUGACCUCUCUUUGUGUAAAAAUCUUAGAGUUCUAUAUUUAUAUGAUAACCAAAUCAGUCGAAUCCAAAACUUGGACUUUGCUUCAAAUAUAACACACCUUUACCUUCAGAACAAUUGUAUUACACGUAUAGAAAACCUCUCAUCGCUGAAAAACCUUGAAAAACUGUAUUUGGGGGGAAACUGCAUCACUGUAGUAGAGGGUUUGGAUAAAUUAGAAGAAAUAAGGGAGCUACAUAUUGAAAGUCAACAUCUCCCGCUUGGUGAAAAGCUUCUGUUUGAUCCAAGGUCUCUUAGGUCCCUGGCAAAAUCUUUGUCUGUGUUGAAUAUCAGCAAUAACAACAUUGAUGAAUUAGAAGAACUGGCAAUUUUGGAAAAUCUUUCUUAUCUUAGAGCAGUUGACAAUCAACUUCAAGAUAUGAAGGAUUUGGAGGUUGUAUUACACAAAUGGCCAAAGCUACGCAGAAUGGAUCUUACAGGAAACCCCAUCUGCCAGAAGCCAAAGUACAGGGACAGCAUUGUAGUAGAGUCACGAACUUUAGAAUCGCUUGAUGGGAAAGAAAUUAAAGAAAUGGAAAGACAGUUCCUAAUGAAUUGGAAAGCCUCCAAAGCUGCCAGGAAAAAAAACAAAGAAAGAAUGACAAAUGAACAUGCAGCCUAUCUACAUUUUUCUGACUUUGAAACACCUUAUCCUAUUCUUCCCUUUCACUACAGUCACUCUGUGAAAGAAAAACCAAAUUUUUUAGUUUUGUCUGAGAUGCACAACGUUAAAAGAAAACCUCUGCCAAGAAUCCUGGGAAAAAAAUAA
Messenger RNA from Nipponia nippon (crested ibis), 978 nucleotides. NCBI's taxonomy places the organism in Eukaryota, Metazoa, Chordata, Aves, Pelecaniformes, Threskiornithidae. The record is from RefSeq and is a predicted model, not a curated record.